AACGCCAUUUCAAACAUUGAGGCAGCGGCAGGACUAAUAAAACCCCUUUUCGGCGGGCAGGACUACGCGACAGAGGUGUGUAACGAUAAUGAAGUCAAGAGGGUAAAGGCGGAAAUUGAGUCUCUAUUAACUCAGAAUUAUGAGGACUGUGAAGAGUAUCGUUGCACGUUUGACGAGUUUCGACACCUGUGGGAAACAGAUCGAAAGAAGGCGUUUACGGAAUUUUUGGAAAAGGAUAAAGUUCCCAGGCGACGCACCAGCUACACAGAAGAGGACUUGGCUAAAGAGCCUCCUCCAACGACAAGCGGCGAAUAUUUUGGUGUCAGUCUGCAAGAAUUUGAUCGGUCCAUUACAGAAUAUGAGCGUAUCAGCACGAGAAUUAGCAAUACGGAAGAAAGACGUGUAGUGAGUUUUGUCUCCAUUGACGUGAAGCCUUUUCGCGCGGCCUUGCGGGACAUCUGCAAGAAGUGGAAAGAGAUGUAUUCAGACUAUUUGAUGAACAAAGUAUCAGCGGACUUGGAGAAUCUUUACGAAUUUAUGAAAGAGGCGGAUAAGGGACUGGAUGUUGAGGUGCUCGACGGGAAUGUGGAUUCCCUAAAGUGUGUCAUGCGAUGGAUUAGAGAUUGCCGUCGAAAGAACAAGGAGGUGAUGGGCGAGGAAGAGAAUAUUGAAACAGGUGGCAUGUUUCCUCCCAUUCAGGCUGCUAUCCGCAUGCUGAAGAGUCACGCAAAUACCUCUUCCGCUUUGGAAGUGGAGCUGGCAAAAAUUGAAAAAUUGGAUGAGCUUCGGAAACCUGCCCCUGACCAAUGGGUUGCGCUGAACAAGAAGGCUUUGAAUGUGCGUGCACAGAAUUCCAUUGUACAGGACAGAGAGGCGGAAAAGGUCAAGGAGCAAGUCAUGCUUUUUGAGGAAAAGCUUCGCAAUGAGGCACAAGAAUUUAAACAAAAGCGUCUUUUUGGUUAUCCUGUUGAUCGUCGUACCGUCUACGAUGAACUGGAUGAUGUUUAUAAACACUUUUUGGUGAUUGAACAUGAGGCGAAGGAACUACAAAACCUCCAGGAGCUUUUUGAUUUAAAUUCUGCGCAAUUUAAGGAAAUUCGAGAAUGUCGCCACGAGCUGAUGAUGUUGAAGCAGGUGUGGGACCUGAACGAGCACGUGAUGUCUCAGUUCAGUGAUUGGAUGAAGUCCACAUUUAAGAGCGCGGACGUCUCAUUGUUUGAAGACGAGUGUAAAAAGCUCUCCAAACAACUUCAACAGCAGCCGAUGAAAGUCAAGUCGUGGGAUUGUUUUAAGGGCGUGGAUGAACAGGUGCGUAACAUGCGGACCUCGUUGCCAUUGUGUCAAUCGUUGAGUUCUCCUUCCAUGCGACCACGACAUUGGCAGCUGUUGGUGACAACAACCAAGCAACCGGGCAAUAUUGACCCGGAGGCAAGUGAUUUCACGUUGGAGAAACUUUUUGCCCUGGGGCUGCACAAGUUUUCGGAAGAAGUUGCAAACAUUGUUGAAAAGGCCGACAAGGAAUUGAGGAUUGAGACAAAUCUUAAUAAAAUCAUCGAUAUUUGGGAAACAAUGACGUUUACAUAUACAUUGGACAAGGAUCUUGACACAUAUCUUUUAGGAUCUGUGGAUGACGUGGUGGAGCAGUUGGAGAAUGACAACAAUGCCCUUUCUUCUAUGCUUUCGGACCGAUUUGUGGAAUACUUUUAUGAAAGGGUCAUCCUCUGGCAAAAGAAUCUGGGUGCCGUUGAUACGUGCACUGGGAAAUGGAUGGAGAUACAGCGACAGUGGAUGAACCUAUUUCCCAUCUUUGUCCGCUCCGCAGACAUUAAGGAGCAACUUCCUGAGGAAGCGAAGAACUUUGCUGAGGCAGAUCAGGUCUUUCGAGAUCUUAUGAGCAAAGCCCACAAAUACACGAACGUCAUUGAGGUUAUUUGUAGCGAUACUUUAAAAAAUGAACUGGGGCGAGAUGAGGAACUGGAUCUCACGCUAAAUUACAUCCAAGAAAUUUUGGCACGGUGCGAAAAGGCUCUUGCAGACUACUUGGAGACAAAGAGAAAGAUUUUUCCACGAUUUUUCUUUGUUUCCGCGACGGAUUUAAUUGACAUUCUCUCAAAAGGCUCGGACCCAAGAGCCGUGAUGGUGCACAUGAGUAAAAUUAUUGAUUCUGUCGAUACUUUUACUUUUAAAAAUGAUCCCAAUUCUCUCGUGGGUUCGAAGGACACAUGUGAAAUGGUCUCUGUACAGGGUGAGAAAGUGAGUCUUGCGGAGAAUUAUACCUGCGAGGGUCCUGUUGAAAUUUGGCUUGACGGUCUCAUUGGCGCCAUGAAGAAGGCAGUGAAGAAGCAAAUUAAGGAAGCGAAUGCGAGUUAUAUUGAAAAACCACGCAAUGAAUGGAUUUAUCAAUAUCCAUGUCAGGCAAUUAUUGUAGCCUCACGCAUUUGGUUUACCACGGAAGUUCAUCAGGCAUUUAUUCAGAUUGAGGAAGGGAAUGAUCUUGGUAUGAAGGAUUGUUUGAAAAAUCAGAAAACCCAGCUUGACAGUCUCAUCAAGGAGGUGCUGAUUGAUCGCACAUCGAAUGAGCGAAAAAUGCUUGUUCAUCUUAUCACUAUUGAUGUCCAUAAUCGUGAUAUCGUGCAGUCUAUGGUGGAUGAACGUGUGGAUGCCGUGGAUGCCUUCACUUGGCAGUCCCAGCUACGGUACUACUGGGAUGAAACGAAGGGGAAUGAGAUUCGUAUUGCGGAUGCUGAGUUUAUUAACGGUUACGAGUAUAUCGGUCUCUGUGGUUGCCUUGUCAUUACCAAACUCACAGAUCGUUGCUACAUCACGCUGACUCAGGCCCUUCGUUUGAAAAAAGGAGGAGCCCCUGCUGGGCCAGCAGGAACCGGAAAAACCGAAACGACUAAGGACCUUGCGCGUAACAUGGGGAUUGCGUGCUAUGUGUUUAAUUGUUCAGAUCAAAUGAAUUAUAUCACGUUGGGACAAAUUUUCAAGGGUCUUGCUAUGUCUGGUUCGUGGGGUUGUUUUGACGAGUUCAAUCGAAUUUCCAUUGAGGUGUUAUCUGUCGUCGCGACGCAAGUGGGCUCCAUCCUAAAUGCGUUGAAGGAACAGAAACGGCGGUUCCGCUUUAUGGAUGAGGAAAUAUCUAUCAUUCGUUCGGUUGGUAUUUGGAUCACAAUGAAUCCCGGGUAUGCGGGUCGUACGGAGCUUCCUGAAAACAUCAAAUCUCUUUUCCGGCCCUGCGCUAUGGUAGUUCCGGAUCUUAAAAAUAUUUGCGAAAUUAUGUUGGCUGCCGAAGGGUUUGGGGAUGCGAAAGAUCUUGCGCUGAAGUUUGUGACGCUUUACCGGUUAAACAAGGAGCUUCUUUCACCUCAGGACCACUACGAUUGGGGUUUGCGUGCCGUUAAAUCUGUGUUAUACAUUGCCGGUGCCUUGAAGCGUGGUGACCCAGAUAUCCCAGAGCGUAAUGUUCUUAUGCGUGCGUUGCGUGACACGAAUAUGGCGAAGCUUAGUAAAGAUGAUGUUUACGUGUUUAUGGGACUUAUUCGCUCUCUUUUCCCCAAUUUAGAUGUUCCGAAAAAGGACAAACCCGAUCUUGUUGCCGCCUGCAAGGAGGUUUGCCAGAAACACGGCAAUCUCCCUGGUGAAAAUGACAUCUUUAUCUUAAAGUGUGUACAAUACGAGGAGCUCUUGCAUGUUCGUCACUCAGUUUUUGUUUUGGGACCCGCUGGUUGUGGUAAAACCGAGUGCUGGAAGUGUCUACAGGGCGCACUCACCAAACUUCACAAGGAUGAGUGGAAGGCCAAAGCUGUCUCUUCCUGCCUCAAUCCAAAGGCCAUUACCUCCAAUGAAUUGUAUGGAUAUUUUACUCCUAAUAAAGAGUGGCGAGAUGGCAUCUUAUCUAUGAUCUUCCGUGAAUAUGCGCUGGAAUCCAAGAAGAAACGCAACAUGAAGUGGAUUGUGCUUGAUGGUAUUAUUGAUGCUGAAUGGAUUGAGUCUAUGAAUACUGUGAUGGAUGAUAAUAAAAUGUUGACGCUAGUGUCGAACGAACGUAUUCCACUGACAGACUCUAUGCGUAUGAUCUUUGAAGUGUCUCACCUACGCAACGCCUCACCUGCUACCGUAUCUCGUGCAGGUGUUGUCUUCAUCAACGAAAGUGAUCUCGGCUGGGGCCCCUUCAAGGACAAAUGGAUUGCCACAAGAGACAAACGUGAGGGAACCAUAUUUGAUAGUCUUUUUGACAAGUAUGUUCCUUUUGUGUUUGAGUUCUGGAAGCGUAGCAUGCGCCCCAUUGUCUCGAUUAUGGAUAUCAAUGUGGUUCAGACCAUUUGUUUUAUUUUGGAAGGCAUUUUUACCCAGGCGACUCAAGAGGAAUUGUCCAAACAUCCGAACCAUUUUGAGGUGUAUGAAAAGUACUUCGUCUUUGCGGUUAUUUGGGCCUUUGGUGGUCCAUUGCCAGGGUCGGAUGGACGCAUUGACUUGCGGCUGAACUUCUCCAACCAGUGGAAAAAGGAAUUCUCGAACAUGAAGAUUAGCGAUUUGGGCUCGGUCUUUGACUUUUACGUGGAAAAGAAAAAGGACGAAAAUGGGCUGAUCCAAUACGAGUGGAAGCCAUGGAGCGACCUCGUCCAGCCGUACGUUCCUGACCCGGAUAGGCAGCUUUCGACGGUGUCUGUUCAGACGGCAGAUGGUGUGCGUAUGUCGCACCUAAUGAGUUUGCUCGUGGACAAUGCCAAAUCAGUCAUGCUUGUUGGAACCGCUGGGACGGGCAAAACAAAUCUAAUCAUGUCAAAGUUACGUUCAUUGGAUCAUGAGCAUGUCUUAUUCCGUGUAAUUUCCUUCAAUGCCCGCACCUCUUCGAGUGGUCUUCAGGCUGUGAUGGAACAGUCACUGGAGAAGCGCUCUGGACGAACAUAUGGUCCCUUCAACCGUAAAAAAUUGGUCUUUUUCCUUGAUGAUAUGAACAUGCCUGCCCCGGAUAAAUACGGUACACAAGAGGCCAUUGCCCUCCUUCAACAGCACGUCAACUAUGGAUUCUGGUACGAUCGUGUGAAGAUUAUACAGAAGGAGGUGGUGGACCUUCGGUACGUUGGCGCCAUGAAUCCGAAGUCGGGUACAUUUACAAUUUUGGAUCGUCUUUUGAGACAUUUUGCCGUGUUCUCCACAAAUAUGCCAGAGAGAGCAGACUUGAUAAGUAUUUAUGGACAAAUUCUUCAGGCACAUACUCAUAAAUUCCAGCGCGACAUUCGAGAUACCAUGACAACUCUUAUAACCAAUGCCUCCAUUGAGCUUCAUUACUUGGUUUCUAAGCAGUUUUUCCCAACUGCCGUGAAGUUUCACUAUCAAUGGAAUAUGCGUGAAAUGUUCAACAUUUUCCAAGGAUUAUGCAAAUCGCACCCCAAAAUCCAUACGACAACAGCGCAGAUGGCACGACUUUGGGUUCAUGAGUGUAACCGUACCUUCCGUGAUCGUAUGGCGGAUGCAGAUGACUUGGCUCGCUACGAUGCAUUGCUUUUUGAAGUUAUAGGUCGUGCUGGAUUUCCUGACGUUAAUCCAAAGGAGUUGGUACAAGACUCAUUUUUGUGGGCUCCGUUUCAUACCUCCCCAGAAGGCGAAGAGAAUGUGUAUGAUGAAAUCACCCUUGAUUCUGCACAGGCCUAUCUUAUCAAGAGGUUGAAAGAGUACAAUGAAAACUAUGCUCGUAUGGAUCUUGUGUUGUUUAACCAGGCCGUUGAGCACCUUUGCCGUAUUGCACGUAUCACAUCUAACCCACGUGGUAACGCCUUAUUGGUGGGUGUCGGAGGUUCUGGAAAGCAAUCCCUUGCACGGCUUUCCUCCUUUAUUAAUGGUCACGACAUCUUUCAGAUUCUCGUGACAAGCACCUAUGGCAUUGCCGAUUUUCGUGCGGAUAUGCAAGAGUUGUAUCGCAAGUGUGGCUUGAAGGGGUAUCCGUUUGCCUUCAUCAUUACCGACACCCAGGUAGUGUCUCAAGAUAUGUUGGUGUACCUUAACGAUAUGCUUUCCAGUGGCAAUGUUCCUGAGUUGUUUAACCAAGACGAACGUGACGGUAUCGUUGGCUCCAUUACGAAUGAGGUAAAGGCUGCCGGUUAUACAGACUACUCAAACCCUGAUGUAUGCUGGGAGUAUUUUAUUGGCAAAGUCAGGUCCCAUCUUCACAUCAUCUUGUGCUUUUCGCCAGUAAGCAAGAAUUUUGCGGCGUGGUGCCGCCAAUUCCCUGCACUGGCGAACACGACUGUGAUUGAUUGGUUCUUGCGUUGGCCAGAGCAGGCUUUACGGUCCGUCGCACGGAGAUUCCUGUCGGAGAUUGAAUUGGGAAGCCCGGAGAUGACGCAGAACAUCGCGGAUUUUAUGGCGUUUUGUCAGAAGAAAGUUACAGAGACGUGUGAGGAGUAUUUUCUACAGGAGAAGCGACGUGCUUACACAACACCAAAAUCCUUCCUGGAGCUUAUUGCCUUUUACAAGGAACUGCUCUCGAAGAAGCGUGAGGAUCUAAAUGACAGGAAGCAGCGUCUGGUCAGUGGCAUUGACAAGAUUAAAGAGGCUGGGGUGCAGGUGGCAGCCCUGCAAGAGGUCCUUCAAAGGGAAAGUGUGGAGGUAGAGGAGGCACGACAAAAGACCGCGGCCCUCAUGGAGACAGUGGGGCGAGAGAAGGCCAUUGUGGAAGAGCAGAGUGCCAUUGCCGCCAAGGAAGAAGAGAAGACGAACAAAAUUGUCGCCGAAGUGGAAAACUUUGAAAGUCAGUGCGCUGAAGAUUUGGCAAAAGCAAAACCUUUGGUGGAGGAGGCGCUUGCGGCCCUUGAUACACUGGAUAAGGCUUCUAUUGCGGAGCUUAAGAAUUUGGGUAAGCCUCCAGUGGAUGUGCAGAUGGUUGCCAUAUGUGUUAAGGUUUUGACGUCUAAUCCUCGUGCAAUUCCUUCAGUAAAAAAUCGAACCUGGGCGGAGUGCAAAAAGAUGAUGAAUCAGGUGGAUCGGUUCUUGGCGGAACUAAAAGGGUUUGAUGUCAACAAUAUCCCACAAGUCUGCAUUGAUCAAAUUCAAAUGUACAUUACAAAUCCUGCCUUUGAUCCCGACAACAUUAAAACCAAGUCAUUUGCGGCGGCUGGCCUGUGUAAAUGGGCUAUUGGUAUCAACAAGUACCACUUGGUGCGUUGUGAAGUUCGUCCCAAGGAGGAGCGGCUGGCGGAGGCUCAAGAGCGUUUGCAUCAGAGUAAAACAGCCUUAAAGAAGAUUCAGGACAAGGUUGCAGAUCUAAACGCCAAACUUAGCGCUCUCAUAUCCCAAUACGAUGAGGCUGUGGAAUCUGCAAACGCCAUUCAACUAAAGGCAAAGAAGACACAGCUCAAAAUGGAUCUUGCUCAACGUCUUGUGAGUGGUUUGGCCGAUGAAAGUGUCCGAUGGGGCAACACUAUUCAAGAACUUCAGGUUGCCAGUGAUCUUUUGGUGGGUGAUGUCCUUUUGGGGGCCUCAUUUGUUUCAUACAUUGGUCCUUUCUCAAAGGCCUUCCGUGAGCGCAUUGUGGUUGAGGAUUGGGUGCCCAAAGUGAAGGAGCUGGGUAUUCCAAUGACAGAGAACCUUGACAUUACCAUGAAUGUCCUCACAUCGGAGGCGAAAGUCGCCUCGUGGAACAACGAAGGUUUACCUUCCGAUCGAAUAUCUACAGAGAAUGGUGCGAUUUUAACAAAUUGUACCCGAUGGCCACUACUCAUUGAUCCGCAACUGCAGGGCAUCAAAUGGAUUCGAACGCGUGAGGAAAAGAACGGACUGAAGGUCAUUCAAACAUCACAAAAGACAUGGCAGCGAACUCUUCAGACGUGUAUCGAACAGGGACUUCCAUGUGUGAUUGAAUCUUUGGGUGAAUUUAUUGAGCCAGUCUUGGAUGGUGUUCUGAGUCGACAGACCUUUAAGAAAGGAGGCCGUGUGUAUAUUAAAUUGGGUGCGACAGAGGUGGAAUAUCAUCCCAGCUUCCGUUUGAUCCUACAGACAAAGCUUGGCAAUCCGUCGUAUGGCCCCGAGGUAAAUGCUCAAACCACAUUAAUCAAUUUUAUGGUGACCGAAGUUGGCCUGGAAGAUCAAUUGCUUGCCGUUGUUGUGAACCAGGAGCGGCCGGACUUGGAAAAUAAACGAGGAACCCUUCUUCGCCAGAUGAACACGAUGACCAUUGAACUUCAGAAGUGUGAGGAUGGCCUACUUUUCGAGUUAACAAACGCUACAGGCGAUAUCUUGGAAAAUGUCGCCUUGAUUGAGAAUCUUGAGAACACAAAGAAGAAGGCAAAAGAAAUAAAUGCCUCUUUUGCCCAAGCCGUUGCUACCCAGAAGGAUAUUGCUCAAAAUCGCUUAACUUAUACUUCCGUGGCCGUACGUGGGGCGUUAUUAUUUUUUCAAAUUGAUCAGCUUUGGAAGAUUGAUCACAUGUACCAAUACUCUUUGGAAGCCUUUAUGGUGGUUUUCAAUAAGGCCUUGAAGAGAGCUGUACAACCGGAGGACAGAAAAGAUGUACAUAAGCGUGUAGAAAACGUGCUUCAGUCUAUUAUGGAAUCCGUUUUUGCGUAUGUCUCACGUGGUUUGUUUGAGCGACAUAAACUUAUCUUAUCCAGCCUGCUGACGUUUGCGAUUCUCCAACGACGUGGGGACAUUGAUGUGAAGCAGCUUGAUUUUCUUCUCCGUGGAAAGAAGAAGUUGGGUGUGCCGCGGCCAGAAACGGUGGUGGAGUGGUGUCCCGAACCAAACUGGGCAGCUGCACAGGCUCUUGCUGAGGUGGAGGGCUCGGUACCACCCUUCAAUCUUCUGCCAAGUGACAUGGCGGAAAAUAAUCGAUGGAGACAAUGGACCGAGACGGAGAAACCCGAAUUGGAGAAGAUGCCCUCUGAAUGGAAGAAUUUGACACAAUUUCAACGUUUACUCGUGUUGCGUUGCUUACGUCCAGACAGACUAACCUCCGCUUUGGAGACCUUUGUAUCCGACAGCAUUGGCCGCUUCUUUGUGUCUGACCAGACUGUCGAUAUCUCUGUUUCUAUUUCGGAGUCGACAACCACUACCCCACUGUUUUUUAUUCUUUCCCCUGGCGUGGAUCCUGUGAGGGCUGUCGAGGAGGCCGGUCGAAAGCUGGGCUUCACGUAUGACAAUGAACGACUGUAUAAUGUGUCACUUGGCCAAGGCCAAGAAAUCGUUGCGGAUCGGGCAUUGGAAAAGUGCUUCCUUCAUGGCGGAUGGGCGCUGUUAAACAAUAUUCAUCUUGUUCAGAAGUGGCUUCAAAGCUUGGAGCGUCGUCUGGAUAAUUACGCGGAAAUUUACACUCGAGUGGCACAGCUGAAAAAAGAACGGAAAGAGAGACGCGCGGCCGGGAAGAAAGUCCUGGAGGAGCCGGAAGAAGAACGGGAAGCUGAGGGGGAGGCAUUCCCCGAAGAAGUUUCCAAGGCCUCCGUUGAUGAAGGGGAGUUGGUGGGUGGAGACGAGCUGGAGUUCUCUGCAAUGGUGGAGGGUGGAGAAUUCGGAGAAGCAGAUGAAGAUGACGCCAAAGGAAAGGGGAAUCGUGAGAACGUGGAGGAAGACGAGGAAGAUGAUGACGAUGAUGAUAUUCCUUUUGAGGGUCCAAGGGGGCAUCCGGAAUUCCGUGUGUUCUUAAGUGCUGAGCCCUCCAAUUUGAUUCCCAUUGGUGUCCUGCAACGUUCCAUUAAACUUACUUCUGAACCGCCGACGGGCAUUCGAUCCAAUAUUGUUCGAGCAAUGACGAACUUUAGCGACGAACCAUGGGAAAAAAGUGCAAAGCCGACUGAAUUUCGCUGCAUUAUGUUUUCCAUGUGCUUUUUUCAUGCGGUGGUUGUGGAGCGGAAGAAAUUUGGUCCACUGGGCUGGAACAGGGUGUACCCCUACAAUGCGGGGGACUUGACCACAUGUAUGGAGGUGGCGGCAAAUUACAUCGAGGACCGUCCCAAGGUGCCAUGGGAAGACUUGAGAUAUGUUUUUGGUGAAAUUAUGUACGGCGGACACAUCACAGAUGACUGGGAUCGUGUCUUGUGCAUGGCGUAUCUUCGAACAUUUGUCGUACCAGAGUGUUGUGACAGUCUCCAGCUAGCACCUGGAUUGGAAGUGCCUGCGCCCAUGACUUACAAUGAAUAUAUGGACUGGUUAAUCAACGGUGAGGAUUUUCCACAAGAAUCUCCUCUUCUUUUUGGUCUUCAUCCAAAUGCCGAGAUUAACUACCGAACCGUUCAGGCGGAUGUCUUGUUCCGUACCAUCAAUGAAUUGCAACCGAAGCAGCACGGCGGAGGUGAUAUGUUAAGUGCCCAGGAAGUUGUGCAGCAAAAGAUUGAGGAGAUUCGUGAACGUCUUCCUGAGCCCCAUAAUCUGCAGGAUUUGGCUGAGCGACUUGAGGAUGAGCGGACGCCGCAACAACACGUUUUCUAUCAGGAGUGUGAGCGCAUGAAUCUUCUUAUUAGCGUUAUGAAAUCCACGAUUGAAGAGCUGGAUCUUGGUCUCAAGGGCGCCCUUUCAAUGACGACGCCCAUGCAGACAUUGUUUGAUGAGAUUUUCCUGGACAAGCUUCCUGCCGUUUGGGAAAAGGUUUCGUUUCUCUCCCUCCGGGCACUUGGGUCAUGGAUGGAGAACUUCCUUCUCCGAAAUGAUCAACUGGUCAACUGGAUCGGGGAGUUGCAGACACCCAAGGUGACGAAUAUCGCUCUCUUUUUCAAUCCCAUGUCUUUUCUCACGGCUAUUAUGCAAACGACUUCUAUUAUCAACAGCUUUGAUCUUGACCAGAUGGCAUUGGUGAUUGAUGUUCUAAAGAAGUCUGCCGAUCAGAUUGAGACGAGUGCCCGAGAUGGAUGUCAUGUGUCUGGUCUCUCUAUGGAGGGAGCCCGCUGGGACACGAGCUCGUCAUGUAUUGAGGAAAGCAGGAUGAAGGAGCUUUACCCCAAGAUGCCCAUCAUGACAGUGCGCUCACUGCCACUAUCCAAGAUCGACCGCCGUGAUCAGUAUGAGUGCCCUGUCUACAAAACUCAACAACGUGGCCCUGGCUACGUGGUUGGCUUCUGGCUUAAAACGAAGCAGCCCGCAAAGAAGUGGACAAUUGCUGGUGUGGGGCUUAUACUCGACGUGGUGGAAUAG
Trypanosoma cruzi is the source of this 11121-nucleotide messenger RNA. RefSeq names its product dynein heavy chain, putative. Gene Ontology annotation, biological process: microtubule-based movement. Gene Ontology annotation, cellular component: dynein complex. Lineage: Eukaryota; Euglenozoa; Kinetoplastea; Trypanosomatida; Trypanosomatidae. The record is from RefSeq and is a predicted model, not a curated record. The transcript has a single exon. The annotation marks the transcript as partial. Gene Ontology annotation, molecular function: ATP hydrolysis activity; ATP binding; dynein intermediate chain binding.